CGGGCCCUGCGCGGCCGCGGCGCGCGCGGCGCAGCCGCGGGUGCGGCGUCGCGCCGCGUCGCUGGGUGCGGGUGGCUGGCGCGACCUCCCCCCCGACCACCCUGCGAGAGCUGAGGGAGGAGCUGCGCAGGCGGGACCUCUCCUGGCUGGGGCAGAAGUCGCAGCUGGUGCGGCGGCUGGAGCUGGCGGACGCCAGCCUGCCCAUCGGGCGCAAGCUGAAGGCGGUGGUGUCGGCCGUCGACUCUCGCGGCAUGAAGGUCGACAUCGACGUCGGCGCCCAGGCGUCGGCGGCGGCCCAGCGCCUCUCCAGGCUGAGGGGCCUCGCCAGCGCCAGGUGAGCAGCGCAGAGCAGCGGGUUCGACUGCGCCGGCUCGCGCAAGCUGCCCGCCAAAGGCUGCGGGUGAGAGCCCUCGUUUCCGAUGCAGCGUGCCGCGCUGGCGGCCCGCGCGAGCCACCGAGUCAUGUCGCUGUGCCAUCUCGCGUAAAGCCCGUUUUCGAUCGUCGCUCAGGUGGCUCGCGGACGCCUUCGCCCCCGGCGUCGAGCGCUGCCUGCAGCCGGGCGACGUGGUGGACGCGUGGCCCACGGGCGAGCCGGAGGACGUAAAGUUGCUACACGGGGGCCCGAAGCAGAGGCAGCAGCGUUUUUUCUGUUUACCCGUCGCCGUCUCCCCGAAGCGGCCCGCGGAGAACCUCUCGGCCGUGGGGCAGUUGGAGGCGGGCGCCUGGCUCGGCGGGAGGGUGACGGCGGUGAUGAGCUUCGGCGUGUUCGCGGAGGUGGCCCUGCCAGAGGGCGGCUUGGCGCGCUGGGGUUUCAUCCGCCCCGGCGACCUCGACCGGGGUGCCUUCGGCAAGGAGGUGCAGAUCGGCGACGAGCUGCGCGUGCGCGUGGUCAAGGAGGAGGCGCACACCGGCAGGCUGUGGCUGUCGAUGCUGCCCCUGGGCGCGAUGGGGGCAGAGCGAGAGGAGGCGGGGGAGCAGGCCCCAAGGCCGGGCGGCCUGGGCGGGCAGGGCCGCCUCGAGGGGGCGCUGCCCGAGCUGCCGGUGCCGGCGCUGCUGUAGGGCGCCGCCUCCCCGCCAGCGCUGCCGGGGCGGGUGCUCCGCGACGGCCGCUUCCCGCGCGGCGCCGCCCCGCGCCGCGCCGCGCCGCUCUGCUGCCGCGCCGCUGCCGCGCCGCGGCCUCGUCGCCCCCUGAGGUCCGACGCGGAGCGAAGACAUCGCAGCAUCGCGAAGCUCUGGGAGGGCCGCGGGAGGCCGCCG
Molecule: messenger RNA, 1257 nt
Organism: Prorocentrum cordatum
Lineage: Eukaryota; Dinophyceae; Prorocentrales; Prorocentraceae
Source: the annotation of a GenBank genome assembly